AAGUAGAUAUGAAUCGUGAUUACUGUAUGUACAAGGAGAUUUCGAAUUUCGAAUCGCACCUACUCGUACCAGGUACCGCUACGUAAGWACAUUACAAACCGUAGCUCGCAACGUACGACGUGGAUAAAGUACGAAAGUACAAGUACUUCGUACUUGUACCGUUCUCCGGAACGAAGAAAGAACGAAUCAUGAAUCCAUCACCAUCAUUUUGUCAUCCAUCAUCCGUUUGUUCGAGAUACUACUACAAGACUGUUCGUUUGGCAACAGCUGUCGACCCAYCGCAAGAAAACACACAAACAUUGGGUUCGGUGUGCCGCAUUCGAUUUGGUGCCCUGCUUUUGCCMGGAGAAGAGGACGCAACACGGUUGUCUGAAGCGAGUACCCCUCCCUUCCGGUCCGCAGUCGCUCCCAUGGCGCUGUCGUUGUUGCUGCCGCCGUCGCCGRCAGCGGGAGGGCUCUCUGGCCGCCGCGGGGGUUCWUCGGUGAUCAUGCGGGCUCUGGUCMUCGCGUGGCUGUCGCUGGCCGCCGCAAAGGCGGCCACACCGGAGGAGGGAGGAUCCCACUCCGAACUCGAACAGGAGGCGAAGACCGUCCCCCCUUCCUUCGACUCGCCCUUUGGGAGCUACCCCAACCUGCUGAACAUCACCGAGGAGGACCGGGCUUCCUUCUACCCGCUCGUGGUCUUUCCGAGGAGCGUCCGUGGAUCCGUCACCGUCAAGGACCACAGGAGGUCCAGCGGAGAGYUGGCCUCCGGCGAGGAGAUCGCGMUGCGGAGGCUAGAGCGCCUCCGGGCGCAUCAGCGGGCCCUCCCCCUGCGGCUCCUGCACCAGGCGUUCGCGGGGGGCCUCGCCCURGUCYGGAGGGUCUCUUCCGCCGCCCGGGGGUUCCUCCYGGGGACACGGGGGGGSCGGACUUCUUCUUCCUCCGCCUGGGGCAUCGGAAAAUACGACGAAAACCGGGACGGCGGGAUGUACGAGUCGGACCUCUUCGACGACCUCGACCACAGGAUCGACGGCUUUGGGGGCAGGAGGACCGUCCACCUGGGCCUGGACCUCGGCGGGCCGGUCGGAACGCCCGUCCACGCCUUUUCGGACGCGGUCGUCCACUCGGUCGGGUACAACCCCGAGMGGGGGGACUACGGGCACGCCGUCGUCCUGCAGCACUUUUGGGGGGAGGGGACCGGGCCGRACGGGACCGCCACCCCCAAGACGUGCUGGGCCCUGUACGGGCACCUCGACCGGUCGGUCCUCGGGGGCGGCCGGCGGCGGUGGCCGUGGAAGAGCCGCCAGCGGAAGCGCCUCUCGCCGGGCGACCCCGUGGCCCGGGGCCAGGUCCUCGGAAGGAUGGGGGACAUCGACGAGAACGGGGGCUGGAUCCACGCCCACCUGCACUUCCAGCUGUCGGACCRGCCCCCCGAAACGGACCACGACAUGCCGGGGGCCUCGUCUGUUCCCGACCGGGGCGAGGCCCUCCUGCGGUACCCCGAUCCCCGGUACGUCGUCGGGCCGAUCUACGGCGGGAGCGAGGCUUCCGAAGCGCCCCCGCCAUCCUAGCCACGCCGGUGGACUCCGAGCGGAAGACCGGCUGCCGGCCGGGCAUGGGCCCGAGACGGAUCGUGGYUCCGACAAAAAGGCGCAUCGACGAAUGCACGAUCGCGUUUUGGGCGCUGGGGUGGUUUGCAAUGUAUUGAAUUGCGUUGCCUUGCCUUGCCUUGCGUUGCGUUGCGUUGCGUUGCAUUGUGGCACCACUUCAUUCGCCCGAUAGAUUCAGGAAUGCAAUGCACGGGGGCUCUGUAUUGAUUUGAAUAAUUUUGACUCUAUGUU
This is a messenger RNA of Pseudo-nitzschia multistriata, 1823 nucleotides long. Lineage: Eukaryota; Bacillariophyta; Bacillariophyceae; Bacillariales; Bacillariaceae. The record is from the annotation of a GenBank genome assembly.